AUGAAAUACGCAGAUAUAUCUCAUUUUAGCCACCCAAUACAUUACCUCAGAUACGACUACACGGAGAAGCCCUUCCAGUGUGAUGGCUGCAAUAAAGUCGGGAUUGGCUCUCGCUGUCGCUGCUCCAAUGAUCAUCAAAUCUGCGAUUUCGAUCUCCAUGCACAUUGGGCCUUACCUUCCGCCUCCAUAAUACAUCCGUUCUACAAAAUAUGUACGUUUCAGUUUUUGGCCAAGCCGCCAGGGAAUGAGAGACGGUCGUCUUGCAAAAAGUACAAUCUCCACGUAGCGUGCGUGAGGGAGAUGUUGUUGUGGCGAAUUGGUGGGGAGCUGUACAAAGGAGAACGUGGUAAAAGCAUAGAAGGCAAGAGCCUGGCUUUAAAGAAUACGCUUGAGCACCACCACCGUAGCAGCAGCGAAGGCAAAGUCCAGAAAUGCUGUGAGAUCGCUGGAAUGGCCGUGCAGUUCGUUAUCUCUGCCGUGCUUGGCGAUCAAACGGCCCUUAUCGCCGGAGUUGUAGGUUCUCUCAUCUCCCGAGGAUGA
This is a messenger RNA of Eruca vesicaria subsp. sativa (arugula), 540 nucleotides long. Lineage: Eukaryota; Viridiplantae; Streptophyta; Magnoliopsida; Brassicales; Brassicaceae. The record is from the annotation of a GenBank genome assembly.